AUGAAUAAACGCAAGGAACGUCCAGAUUAUGAAUUGGACCAAUUUAUAGAUAAACGACGUAAUCUUGAGGCAGUUGUAACCAUUGAGGAAUCAUAUAAUGAAUUGCGUACAAAGUAUGAAAAUUUACAGAAUAGCCAUAAUACAUUACAAAAAGUAGUGAAAUCUUUAUUGGAGAAACUUCAUUUACUUCAGGAUUCAUGUAAUCAGAAAGAUAAGGAUAUACAAGAAUAUAAGACUCAGUUAAGAAGAUUAAAAGAUGCAAAUCAGACUCUUAAUAUAUAUAUACAGUCAUCUCAUCCAUCUGUAAUGAAUAAUUUGACUAAUACAUUUGGUCCUGAUGUAUUCUAG
Molecule: messenger RNA, 348 nt
Organism: Cryptosporidium muris RN66
Lineage: Eukaryota; Apicomplexa; Conoidasida; Eucoccidiorida; Cryptosporidiidae
Exons: 1
Coding region: 1-348 (115 amino acids)
Source: RefSeq, a predicted model, not a curated record